GAAGUAGUCAUUUUUAGGCAAGAGGACAGCGCAGGAAAAUUCACUUCUGCUUAGUGAGGGGAAAGAAGUAUAUUUGCACAUCGAUUCAGAUAAUGUUUGGUAAUACUUCGAGACUUAUCGCAAAGACCAAGGCAAGUUCAAGACAAAGUGGGCUCAAGGCCGAAAUUAGGUCGACCUGAUCUCAAGAACUACAACUCUAGCAGUACCUCAGUCUAUACGUGUAUCGUGGUGCGUACACUUUUAAGGGAAUUGGUGGUGACCGUCCUUCAAAGCCGGCGUGGGAUUGGCUUUUGUAGAGGGGUGUGAACUUUGCGUCAGUUCCUGCCGAGCAAGGAAUUCGGGCUAAAGAUGGCGGCAUUUGCAACAUUUAGAGGUUCAUUCAAGUUAAUGAGACGUUUGCUCUCUCUACAGUACUAUAAACAUUGCUGCUCAAGAGUGCAAGUCGUACGACCGGAAUAUUCAGCCCAUCGCAUUCACUUUAUGUGCCUGCCAUAUAGGAGUUUUAAGACCAGUAAUUGUAAUCCCGGCCCGAUUUUUCAAUUUAAACUUUCGGACAUUGGGGAGGGCAUCCGGGAGGUGACGGUGAAAGAAUGGUAUGUGAAAGAAGGUGACAAGGUGUCCCAGUUCGAUAGCAUCUGUGAAGUGCAGAGUGACAAAGCAUCAGUGACGAUAACCAGCCGUUACGACGGCGUCAUCCGUAAGCUUCACUACGACGUGGACUCCAUCGCGCUGGUGGGAACGCCGCUCGUGGACAUCGAAACCGAGCCGACUGAGGAGGAAGCUCCGGAGAAGGAUGUUGUCGAAACACCAGCAAUGUCCCACGAAGAACACACCCACCAGGAGAUCAAGGGACACAAGACUCAGGCCACACCCGCUGUCCGCCGCCUGGCCAUGGAGAACAAUAUUAAGCUGAGUGAGGUAGUGGCGACGGGAAAAGAUGGACGCAUCUUGAAAGAGGACAUCCUCAACUACCUGUCCAAGCAGACCGGGGCCAUCCUGCCCCCCACGCCCUACCAGGAGAUUCAGCCGCCGCCACCCUCAGCGGCCCCUUCAGCGGCAAAGCAGAAGGACAGGGCCCCCCCUGGGGUCUCCCGGCCUGUGUCCCAUAGACCAGUGUUCACGGGAAAGGACCACACAGAGCCCCUCAAAGGGUUCCACAAAGCGAUGGUGAAAACAAUGACUGCAGCGCUGAAGAUCCCGCACUUCGGUUACUGCGACGAGGUGGACAUGAGCAAGCUGGUGCGUCUGCGCUCCGAGCUGAAGGACCUGGCCGAGGCGCGGGGCAUCAAGCUGACCUACAUGCCGUUUUUCAUGAAGGCAGCCUCCUUAGGCCUUCUACAGUACCCCAUCCUCAAUGCCUCCCUGGACGACGGCUGCCAGAACAUCACCUACAAGGCAGCGCACAACAUCGGCCUGGCCAUGGACACACCGCAAGGCCUUCUCGUGCCCAACGUGAAGAACGUGCAAAUGCUGAGCAUCUUUGACAUUGCUGUUGAGCUCAACCGUCUACUGUCCCUUGGCACAACGGGGCAGCUUGGUACCAGUGACCUCACCGGAGGCACCUUCACCGUCUCUAACAUCGGCUCGAUCGGCGGCACCUAUGCGAAGCCCGUUAUCCUGCCUCCUGAAGUGUCCAUUGGAGCAUUGGGGAAAGUCCAGGUCCUGCCUCGGUUUAACUCCAAAGGCGAGGUGGUGAAAGCGCACAUCAUGAACGUCAGCUGGUCUGCUGACCACCGCAUCAUUGACGGAGCCACUAUGUGCCGCUUCUCGAACCUUUGGAAGUCCUACCUGGAGAACCCAGCCACCAUGGUUUUAGAUCUCAAGUGAUCGUGCAGCACUUGUAGCCACCUGAACUGAAGUGACCCGUGUUGUCUAAUGGUAUCGAUUGACUUUAUUUCGGAGUUCGACCCCAGUGUUUCUGUCCUAAUCACCCCUCCCCCCCACUGCUGUUCAUGGGGUCAUAACACAUGAAAUGCGUUUGCGACAUUCUUAACACUAAUCCCAUUGUAGGGUCCUCAUUGCCUUUUGGGUUGGGUUGACUCGACAUGCCUUCCUGUUGUCUUGCGUACUGAGUCAUGAGUUGUAUGUUAUCUUAGAUUAGAGCUGCUGUUUGUCUAUGGCAUGCUCAUCAGUAUCAGGUCAAUAAGUUCCCUACCCUAUGGGGCAGUAGGUAGCACAAUUGUUAAACACACAGAUGUGCAAUGUGAAGGUUGCUGGUCCGUGUCCCAGAAGGGACAUGGCUGGUAGACCAUGAAAUAUUUUUUUAAACCUCAAUUACUCUAGUUAAUAUCUGACUAUAUGAACCUGGUGUGAUAAUCAUGGUGAAUUUCUUUGGGUAAAAGCAUCGAGUGUGUCAGCUAAGUGAUAGCACACAAGCAAUCAGAGGGGCGGGACCUUCAGGGUACAUGCCUUGUACAGCCAAUAAUGUAAUAACUGCCAAUAAUAAAAUUUCUAAAUUAUAAAAGUAAUAACUUUACAUUAUGCACAAGAAGUAAUUACAUUAUUGACUGGGUAUGACAUUAUUGGCUGGUGUAGCAGCCAUUAAUAACCACCAUUAAUGUAUUAAAAUGAUUACGUUACUGGCUGCUAGAUGCCUCAGAUUGUACUGAAUGAAUGCCAGAAAAAAAGCUGUUGCAACAGGGAAUAUUCAUUGUUUUCCCCUAUUUAAUAAUCAUGGUAUUACUCUAUUUGCUAGUUCCCCCCCCCCUCCCCAAGGUGCUGCUUUUUUGAUUUUAUUUCUAGUAGUUGCUGUUCUCAUUACAUCAUUAAUUACUGGGGAAUAAUGGACACAUGCCUUCCACAGAUUGGUACUGCUGUGGUUCCCAGCCAUAACCAUUUGUAGCCACCGUUUAGACUCUGAUGUAUUAUAGAGUGGAUGUGUAAUGCUAGGCGAGUGGGGAUAAGGUUUUAAUAAAUUUGUGGUGUCAGAUCUGUG
Messenger RNA from Paramormyrops kingsleyae, 2935 nucleotides. It is a transcript of the gene dbt, whose product is annotated as dihydrolipoamide branched chain transacylase E2. Gene Ontology annotation, cellular component: cytoplasm; mitochondrion. NCBI's taxonomy places the organism in Eukaryota, Metazoa, Chordata, Actinopteri, Osteoglossiformes, Mormyridae. Gene Ontology annotation, molecular function: lipoic acid binding; acetyltransferase activity. The record is from RefSeq and is a predicted model, not a curated record.